Messenger RNA from Rotaria sordida, 948 nucleotides. The record is from the annotation of a GenBank genome assembly. Lineage: Eukaryota; Metazoa; Rotifera; Eurotatoria; Philodinida; Philodinidae.
AUGCAUAAGACUCUUGCCAUUCUAUCUCUCCUGAUCUUCGUUGCUACUAUCGAUGGAAAACCGCUGCGUUCAUCAUCAUCAAUAAAGACAGAUGCUAAAGAAAUAGCUGAAUUGAUAGAAAAGAUGUGGGCUGAAAGUUCAAAUGAUGAAAAGAAUCUACUAAAACAAACGUGUCAAGUUGUUAAACAAUGUUGUCCAUCUACAGCUUAUUCAAAACUGGUCUACAAUCCAAAGAGCGUUACCUUUAAUGAUCCAGCCAAUGAAAUUGGCACUAUAUGUUUGAAUACAUCAAACCGUGCUAAUAUCGCUAAAAAAUGCCCAUCAGCAUUAAAACUAAAACCUUCGCCUUCAUCAUCAACACAAUUUCACAAACUUGACCUCUAUUCUGACCCAGAACUUCUAGCAAUCGCUGCUAGAAUCUUGAAAAACAAAUCGGCAAUGGACGAUUUUCUAAAACAUCUACCUAAUGCCUGCAAUACAACAGCAACAAUACAAUAUGAUUUUGUUCGUCCUAUUCAUUAUGAAAAAAUAGAAUUUGCUAAAGGUUCAACAUCAGUUAAUGUGAAAAAUUUAAAACGUCAAAUGAUUGAAGAAUUUACACGACAAAAACUUGAACAACAACGUACAUUAUCACUUGAUAUAAGUACAACAAGUCAACAAUCAUCAUUAUUACAUAAUAAUAAUCAACAACUAAUUAUUGAAUUUUCUCUAUUAUGUGAAAAUCUAUCUGAUCAUGGACAUUUAUCAUUACAAACAAAUUUACCAUCAGCAUUUUAUUGUAUAUUAAUUAAUUGUAAUGAAAAUAAGUUAUAUAUGAAAAGUAAUUCAAAACGUGAUGAUUUAUAUAUACAAGAAUAUCCAUUUACAGAUCGAUGUGAUCUUUCACAAUUAUCUUAUUCCUAUACAAGUAAUUCAAAUCUAUCUAUAACAUCAUUUAUUGUUGAUUAA